GACCCACACGGUGUGGGCCUCCCGUCUGCAGGGCGCCCACAAAAACAUCCAGGUCUUUUGGAGUCAGACCAAGGCAGUAACAACUGCCGCUGGACAAGCUGUACAGGGAAGAAAGCUCCGCUUCUUCACCCUCCUCCCAAUCGGCGUACAGUGCUCCGCUUACGCGGGCUUCCUGUGAAAGGGAAACUUUGCCGAAGAUACACUUGCAUAUACAUCCGCCAUACCGCAAUUCGCCCCAACACUGGUAAAAAUGCAAACCCUUAUCGGUGUAUCCACAUUUCAGCCCAACAGCAAGCGUUUUCACAGGCACCUGAGGUAUACACAUGAGAAACCAUCGUGCAGAGGGGUUUAGACGCGUCUGAAGCCCAACGGGAAGACUAAUAGACGCGUUAAAAACCGCAGACGGUACCAACUAGUCAUCCUAUGCGGGCCACGAUGUAUAUAUCUCCUCCUCACCAGGCAGUCGGGCGCUGGCUACACAAACCUCCCCACAGCCCACGAUGAAACGACACCACGCCCUCCACAGUGUGCUGCACCCCCCUCGCUAUGUCCUCGUCUCCAUCCUCGCUGGCCUGGGCGGCUUCCUCUUCGGCCUCGACACCGGCACCAUAGGCCCUGUCACGGCCAUGUCGCAGUUCUCCUCCUCUUUCGGCACCCUCUCGCCCACCAUCCACGGCCUCAUCGUCUCCUCCAUCCUCAUCACCGGCGCCCUCUCCUCUUUCAUGGCAGGCCAUCUCGCUGACGCCGUCGGACGGCCUUUAGGUAUGGCCAUCGGCGCCGCGGUGUUUGGCACAGGUGCAGCACUUGAAGCCGGCGCCGUGCAUAUUGCUAUGCUCUUCAUCGGACGCCUCGUCACUGGCGCCGGCGAGGGACUUUUCCUGAGCACAACGGUGGUGUACAUCUGUGAGAUUGUGCCCGCGAAGGGGCGCGGGGUUAUUGCGUCGGCGCCGCAGUUCUUCAUUACGUUUGCGCUGGUUGUCGGGUACUUCUUCUGCUACGGGACGGUGACCAUCGCGUCGAGUCUCGCGUGGAGGUUGCCGUUUGCGUUCCACGCUGUCUGCGCGUUCACCUGGGGUGCGCUCACGCUGCUUCUCCUGCCACAUUCGCCACGGUGGCUGAAGGCGAAGGGGAGGACGGAUGAGGUGGAUGCCGCGUGGGCGGCGCUGGGCGUGCGGCCUGGGCAGGACCUUGAAGACGCAGAGGCGCGCGAGGUCGAGACGGAGGCGGGGCUAAAUAUGGAGCCGCUUGCGUUGAGGCUGACGCAUACAAGGCAGACGGUCAGGGAGGAGGUACAUAUGCUGCUGCGGGUGUUCGCCAAGGACGCGAGGAAACCGACUGCGCUGGGCGUGUUCAUGAUGUCAAUGAUGCAGCUGAGUGGGAUUGACGGGGUUUUAUAUUACGCCCCCCUCCUCUUCCAACAAGCCGGCCUUGUCAGCGAGUCGUCCUCCUUCCUCGCCUCUGGCCUUUCCGGUGUCGUCAUCUUCGCAACCACCAUUCCCGCCGUGCUCCUUGCAGACCGCUGGUCGCGCCGCGCCUCAGUCAUCUUCGGCGGCUUCAUCCUUACCGCCGUCAUGCUCGUCAUCGGCUCUCUCUACGCUGCCGACGCUGUGCACAGUGACCGUGGCGCCGCCCGCUGGGUCGUCGUUGUCUUCAUCUUCCUAUUCACCUUCGUGUACUCUGGCUCCUGGGCCGUGACCAUCAGCAUCUACGCCAGCGAGGUGCAGCCUAUCAAGACGCGCGCCGCGGCGAGUAGCCUGGGGAGGAGUGGAAAUUGGGUUGUGAAUUGGAUUGUGGCGUUUACGACGCCGAUUUUUCUGACCAAGUCGAGCUGUGGGGUGUACUUUUUGUUUGGGGGUUGCUGCUUUGUGACGAGCGUGGUGUGCUUCCUUUGGAUGCCCGAGACGAGGGGGUUAAGUUUGGAGGAGAUUGAUGAUAUUUUUGAGAAGGGCAAGAGAAGUAAGGCAAGCUCGAGGGUUAAUUCCGUGGUUAAUGUCGUGUUAGGGAGGAGCGAGAAGAGCUGAAGAGGAAGUCAGCGGUUGUAGUGUUCGAUGAUACCCCUAUAGAAAGCUAUCUCGAAGAGCUGGCGUGGUAGACACUGAGCUCUGUUUUGACGAUUUUCGAUAAUAAGAAGGCGCUGAUCACGAAUUCCUCGGCCAAAUUCAGUGA
Messenger RNA from Paraphaeosphaeria sporulosa, 2166 nucleotides. Its product is annotated as general substrate transporter. Gene Ontology annotation, biological process: carbohydrate transport; transmembrane transport. The record is from RefSeq and is a predicted model, not a curated record. Gene Ontology annotation, cellular component: membrane. Lineage: Eukaryota; Fungi; Ascomycota; Dothideomycetes; Pleosporales; Didymosphaeriaceae. Gene Ontology annotation, molecular function: carbohydrate:proton symporter activity. The transcript is spliced from 2 exons. Bases 501 to 2021 code for a protein of 506 amino acids.